GCCUCCUCGCUUAAAAUGGCGGCCGCGAGGAGCCGGGAGGCGGCGCGGGGCGGGGCGCGGGGCGGGCGCCUCCGCGCGCGGGGCCUGCUGGGGGUCGGCGCGCGCGGGCUGCCGGGAACGGGGCGGAGCGCGGCCGCGCCGGCGCGUCGAGGGGGACAGGCAGCCGCCGCGAUGGACGUGUUCCUCAUGAUCCGGCGCCACAAGACCACCAUCUUCACGGACGCCAAGGAGUCGAGCACUGUGUUCGAGCUGAAGCGCAUCGUCGAGGGCAUCCUCAAGCGGCCGCCCGACGAGCAGCGGCUGUACAAGGACGACCAGCUCCUGGACGACGGCAAGACGCUGGGGGAGUGUGGCUUCACCAGUCAGACAGCGCGGCCCCAGGCCCCAGCCACAGUGGGGCUCGCGUUCCGGGCAGAUGAAGCUUUUGAGGCCCUGCGCAUUGAACCGUUCUCCAGCCCACCUGAGCUGCCAGAUGUGAUGAAGCCCCAGGACUCAGGAAGCAGCGCCAACGAACAAGCAGUGCAGUGAGGGCCCUGCGCCCCCCCAUGUCCCCCCAAUAAAAGAUUUGGGUGUCUGC
Molecule: messenger RNA, 577 nt
Organism: Sorex fumeus (smoky shrew)
Lineage: Eukaryota; Metazoa; Chordata; Mammalia; Eulipotyphla; Soricidae
Gene: ELOB
Product: elongin B
Exons: 4
Coding region: 16-528 (170 amino acids)
Biological process (GO): transcription elongation by RNA polymerase II
Cellular component (GO): elongin complex; VCB complex
Molecular function (GO): protein binding
Source: RefSeq, a predicted model, not a curated record